Molecule: messenger RNA, 3766 nt
Organism: Clupea harengus (Atlantic herring)
Lineage: Eukaryota; Metazoa; Chordata; Actinopteri; Clupeiformes; Clupeidae
Molecular function (GO): receptor tyrosine kinase binding; glial cell-derived neurotrophic factor receptor binding; growth factor activity
Source: RefSeq, a predicted model, not a curated record
GGAGGAGGAGAGAGAGCCACACAUACGGCUCACACACACAGAGUUCGCCCUCUCUUACACACAUAUACGCAAACACACACACACAGUUGCACGGAUGCACUUCUCAGUCUGUAGGCUCCUCUGAUCCUCUAAAAGCCUUCACCCCACCACAUGAGCAGGACGCUCUCAACCUGGACAGUCUGCCUGCCUUGACCAGUCUUACACGAGGAGAAAGAUCUCCCUCUCCCAGCUGAGUGGAAUACCCUCAGCAAACGGGGACAAGUGGAAGGAUAGGAACAGCAUUGUGUACAGAAGGGAUUCCUACAAAGCAAAACAUUAAGCGUUGGCCAAGCAGAGAAUUUUGAGUGUCAAGGACUUAUUGGAAGGGCUCCCCACCCCAAGCUUCAACCCCCCUCCCCCCCAAGCAUGAGGAAGCUACAAACACCCAUCUUCAGGGAGGAUGUGAGCCAGCGGUGAUUCAUAAUUCUGGAAAAGUCCGCACCACCAUGAGGGGCCUCUAGGGAGGAGUCUGCGUGGAGCAUCUGGAGAGACGCAGGUUCGGACACGGAGGGAAACUACGCCACGCACCACGACACCGGAGGUUUCCCGGCUGCCCCCAGAUGUAGAAGGUGUAGUCGGCCGUGGGGGCGGAGAGACAGACACAGAAAGAGAGAGAGAGAGUGUAUGUGGUGUGUGUGCGCCCAUCUCAUCCUUUGCCUCAUGAUGAGGGACUUAUUGGCCCGGCCCAUGUCUUGAGGUCAACCCAAUACAGCGACAUAAAGAUAAGGCUGGAUUAGCCAAGCGAACGAGUUUCAAUGCUCCAACCCAUUCUAAAAUGAAGUUAUGGAAAGGUGCCGCCUUGGUCAUCAUGCUCUCCUGUGCAUCUCUGUGCGUCCUCCUCUCUAAGCUCGCAAUGCCAGCCACGCCAGCCAAACAACCCUCCUGGGUGGCACCCCCAAUGCCACCACCUUUAGUCUCAACAUCAUCAUCAUCAACAACAUCAUCUCCCUCACAGUCAUCUUUAUCACCUCUGAGGCCGGAGAGGAUGGGUGGUCUCCGUCGGCGAGCCCGGUCUGCAGACACCAUGGGCUCUCUAUUCUCUGAGUUCACCUACCUUUUCCAGAGCUACACGGAGGGGGAGCUGAAGCAGAUCGUCAGCGCUCUGGUGGGCAGGAAGAGCCGCAGGGACAGCCAGGAGGAGUCAGAGGAGGGCCGCAGUGGCACGUGGAGCACCAGGGACAGACAGGGGCGCAGGACUAAACGUGCUCGCGAGGGCCGGGGGCCGUGCUCACUGCACGAGAAGUACUGGACAGUGAGUGAGCUGGGCCUUGGAUACGAGAGUGACGAGACCGUGGUGUUCCGCUACUGCAGCGGCAAGUGCGUGGCGCGCCGGCGCAACUACGACAUCAUCCUGGAGCACCUGCAUCGGGGCGGGCAGCUGGAUGAGAGCAGCACGUGCCGCGAGAGGAAAGGGAGAGGGAAGAAGAACAAAGCCCGCUACAGCCCCUGCUGCCGGCCCACCCGCUACGAGAAGGACAUCUCCUUCCUGGGCAACAACAACAUCUUCUACACGAUCCCCGACGUGUCUGCCAAGGAGUGUGGCUGCGUAUGACAGCUCUACGGUGGGCUGGUGGUUGGGGGGGGACUGGGGGUGGGGGGUCAAAGAUAUGAUGUGGUUGAGGGGAUGAUGUAUUACAGAUGCCUGACAAAGUGACGUGAUGUGGCCAAUGACCAAAGGGCCAUGGGGUCACGACUGGCCUUAAGAAAGGCAUACCCUUCAUUUAUGUCUCAAGUGUCUUGGUCAGAACCUCCACAAAGACCAGGCAAUAAUGGGAAUCUGGAGACAACCAAAGGCCUUUUGUAGGAAACUUGAAACCACUGUGUACAUUUGACAUUACAAUGAAUCUCAUUACUUAUUCUGGAUGGACCUUGUGUUUUUACCCAACCAGCAAAAAUUCUGGCAAGGAAUGUUGUUUUGAGGAGCUAAAUGCUUAUAAAUGUUAUUUUAAUGCUGAAGUUGUAUGUCUGUGGAUAUCUACCUCACAUUUUGAUGUACCUUUUUUCGUUUUUCCUGGACUGAACAUCCAAUCAAUUCAGUGACUACACAAUCAUCUCCUUGUACUUGAGCAUUCAGUGACAUGAAUUAGUAUAGCUUUUUUUGUUCUUUCAUACUUUCUCACAUCUUUCAGGUCAGACUGCACAAAUAGGUCUCAAAUACUGACAGCCAUAUUCUAAAUCUCUGUUGCUUCAAAAGCCUUGCCAAAAAAACAUGUUAAGUCAGAUUCAAGCCCAUAUUUUUCUUAACAGAGUUAAUUCUCACCCAAAUUCCAAACUUGCCUCCAACAAACCUUUUAAACCACAAAAGUAUAUUGUUCUUCUGCCAACACAGAAGACAAUGCUAGCUCCCCCACAUUCCACUCACAGCCCAGUGAACACAAACCCGUUACAGUGCACACAGUACACCCUGAGGCUAUCUGAGACAGGCAGUUCAGACAUUACAAUCACCUGUCAAAGCAGAUCUGUAUUGCUCACCGGUGCGUUUUCCGAAAGUGUUGUUGAACAACUACCAUAGCUAAAUGGUAGACGGCUACCACGAUGGUUGCUCAACGAUGCUUUCAGGAAACGCAGUCCAGGUUUUAACGCAGAGGGGCAAACACUGUCCUUCAUAACAUUACUAUAUCUUCCCUCCUGUUAAACUUAAAAUGAAGACAUCGAGAGGCACUCAACAAACCAAAUAAAUGUAUUUAAGAAAAGCAUUUAUGAUUGACAUACGUAAUGUGACAGCUGCUGCUGUGACACACUGGGUCUUUAUGCAAGUGCCACUGCCCUAACGUGCAGGUAAAGAGCUUGCAGCUCCCUGUUCCACAGUGUGGCAAGUCAAAUAAAACCAUUAACUUACAGUUUAAUAAAGAAUAGACCACAACAUGAUUGGACCAAUGCCUGGAUCCAUCACAGCUGAAAAAGGGCCAGUGUCUUUACUAAUGUGCUUAACUAGACGGGAGCACUAGAGUGGUUUCUUACAGGCUUAAGUUACACAAAUCAUCAAAGUAAGACCCUUUCUGCACUGCACCUUGUACAUUGAUCACAUUGUACAGACUGUUCCGGAUACAAGUAAAAUCCAAAAUGCCUACUUCUGUAAAACCCAUUUCACAUGAAAUUUUUGCAAAAAAGUAUUCCCUUAAUUGUUCAUUUUACUGAUGCUUUAAGUUGGUUUUGUUUUGUGUUAGAGAAGAUAUUUGUGUCUGGGAUUGUGGAUUAAUUUCUGAAAAGGGUAUUUCUGUUUUACCCCAGUUAAGCAUGGCAAAUGAAAAGAUUUAAUGAAAAAACAACACUGCACUUGCACAACUACAGAAAGCAGUAGCCUAAAGGCUUUAGCCUCCUGGUGUAUCUAUAGUUAGGACUAGCGUAAAUGAAAAUGAUUUGGAUGUCCGCUCCAUCUUUGUUCAUGUAACCAAAAGGAAUGGUAUCAUGGCAGGAAGUAUUAGGUUUAUUAUUUUUGAUUUUUUUUUUUUAGAUUCUUCCACCUUGGCUUUUCAGCAACAGUUACUACCAGCUCUGACAUUGUUGGGUUGAUCCAACCAACGGCAGUUAAGUUGAUGCAGUGCAUCUUUGUUGUGAAUAAUCAAUAUUUAUUGGAAAGUGGUUUGCUUAUUUAUUUUAGAGUAUGUGUUAGAGUGGGAGAAAAAGACUUAUUUAUUUUUAAAGGAUGUGCCAAAAACGACUUUGUAUUAAAAAUCUGAUAUUCUUUAAAGGACUGCUGAAUAAACUUAACCAGCUUAAAAAAAAA